AUGAGUCUCAAAAAAAUCAUCGAUGUAGGUUCAGUGAACAGUCUACUCAAAAAAGGAAUUAUCAACAAAGAAGGGGUUCGAAUCAUCGAUUGCUCUUUUGCUGUAGGUCCCAGACCAGAUUGGAAAGAGUUUGAACAAGAAGGAUAUGGAGAGUUCAAGACACUUAUGGCUGCGCCCAGUCCAAGCCGCAAACUAUAUCAAACCGGUCAUAUUCCUGAAGCUGUUCACUUCGACCUCGAUAUUGCAACUUAUCCUUCAAGAUAUCAAAGAUUCCAACAAUAUCGUGCUGACCUCUUUGAGAAGUACGCUCAAUUAGUUGGAUUGAACAACAAGGAACAUUUCAUUUUUUACGGAAAAGGCGCUUUCGGAGGAAUGCUUUUUGCAUCAAAAGUCGCAUGGAUUUUCAAGUCGUAUGGACACGAAAACAUCUCACUCGUAGACGGAGGAUUCGAUUCGUGGAAAAGAAAUGGCUUCGAUGUCUCGACAGAAGAUGUGAAAUUACCGACUGGAACCUGGAAAGCUGAAGAUGAAUUUAAGAAAUAUGUUAUCACAUUCCAAGAAUUGGAAGCCAAAAAAGAAGGAGAAGAGAAACAGUUCAUCGAGAAGACAUCUGAAAUAAAUUUCUUGGAUAGCAGAAUUCGAGGACAAUUCGAAGGUACUCAAGAGACCGGACUCGAUCCUCAUCUUGUCAACGGAUCGCGAAUUGCUGGCUUCAAGAAUUUACCAAGCUCAGAGCUGCUAUCAAAGAAUGGAACUUUGAAAAGCGAAGAUGAGAUUCGUUCGUGGAUCACUGAAAAUGGCUAUGUCGAAAAUCAACCUGUCAUCACGUCUUGCAACGCUGGAAUUCAAGCUGCGCUUCUCGCAUAUGUCAUUGACGCUGUUAAACCCUCGUCAGUGCCUCCACGUGUUUACAACGGAUCUCUGAAAGAAAUGGAACUGAGAGCACCGAAGAAGAUUUCUGAAGGACCUCAACAUUUGCCGCACUAG
Molecule: messenger RNA, 987 nt
Organism: Caenorhabditis remanei
Lineage: Eukaryota; Metazoa; Nematoda; Chromadorea; Rhabditida; Rhabditidae
Exons: 3
Coding region: 1-987 (328 amino acids)
Biological process (GO): transsulfuration
Cellular component (GO): mitochondrion
Molecular function (GO): thiosulfate-cyanide sulfurtransferase activity
Source: RefSeq, a predicted model, not a curated record